AGUGUGGGCAAGACAGCCGGAGUCUAGCCGUCUAGGAAGCCGCGGAUCACCCAGCAGGGAGCAACUGCCCGGCCUUAGCAGGACCUCAAAGAACAGGGCUCGGGCGCUGACAGGAUGCCUCUAUUUGCCGCCAACCCCUUUGAGCAAGACGUGGAAAAAGCCACAAAUGAGUACAACACCACAGAAGAUUGGAGUCUUAUUAUGGACAUAUGUGACAAAGUUGGAAGCACUCCUAAUGGAGCAAAAGAUUGCCUAAAAGCCAUAAUGAAAAGGGUAAAUCAUAAGGUUCCUCAUGUUGCUCUGCAGGCAUUAACUCUUCUUGGGGCUUGUGUGGCAAACUGUGGAAAGAUAUUUCAUUUAGAAGUAUGUUCCCGUGAUUUUGCAUCAGAAGUACGUGCUGUGAUAAAAAAUAAGGCUCAUCCUAAAGUAUGUGAAAAACUGAAAUCUUUAAUGAUGGAAUGGUCAGAAGAAUUUCAGAAGGAUCCCCAGUUUAGUCUUAUAUCUGCAACUAUUAAAUCUAUGAAAGAAGAAGGAAUUACUUUUCCUCCAGCAGGUUCUCAGACUGUCUCAGCUGCUGCCAAGAAUGGAACAUCAUUGAGCAAAAACAAAGAAGAUGAAGACAUAGCUAAAGCUAUUGAAUUAUCUUUGCAAGAGCAGAAACAACAACACACAGAGACAAAAUCUUUAUAUCCAUCUGCAGAAAUUCAGUUAAAUAAUAAGGUUGCACGAAAAGUGAGAGCUUUAUAUGAUUUUGAAGCUGUUGAGGACAAUGAACUUACCUUUAAACAUGGUGAAAUCAUUAUUGUUUUGGAUGACAGUGAUGCCAAUUGGUGGAAAGGAGAAAAUCACAGAGGAAUAGGUCUUUUCCCAUCUAAUUUUGUCACAACUAAUUUAAACUUGGAGUCUGAGGCAGCAGUUGUGGACAAAUUGAAUGUAAUUGAUGAUGAUGUGGAGGAAAUUAAGAAAUCAGAGCCCACGCCUAUUUAUAUUGAUGAGGAUAAGAUGGAUAGAGCCCUGCAGGUACUCCAAAGUAUAGAUCCAGCAGAUUCAAAACCAGAUUCCCAAGACCUUUUGGAUUUGGAAGAUACCUGUCAACAGAUGGGUCCGAUGAUAGAUGAAAAACUUGAAGAGAUUGAUCGGAAACAUUCAGAAUUGUCUGAAUUGAAUGUAAAAGUCCUGGAAGCUCUGGAACUAUAUAACAAAUUAGUGAAUGAAGCACCAGUGUAUUCAGUCUAUUCAAAACUCCAUCCUCCAGCACAUUAUCCGUCUACAUCAGCUGGAGUUCCAGUGCAGACAUAUCCAGUUCAAUCACAUGGUGGAAACUACAUGGGUCAAAACAUUCACCAAGUAACUGUUGCCCAAAACUACAGCCUAGGACCGGAUCAUAUUGGUUCACUGAGAUCUCUGCCUCCAAGUGUAAAUUCCUCGGUAACAACACAACCUACUCAAACUCCAUAUUUAAGCACUGGACAAGAUACUAUUUCCAAUUCUCCUUAUAUGAACCAGAACUCUAACCUUCAGUCAGCUACUGGUACAGCUGCUUACUCACAGCAGAUGGGGAUGUCUGUGGAUAUGUCAUCUUACCAGAACACUACUUCCAAUUUGCCGCACCUGGCAGGCUUUCCCAUGGCAGUUCCAGCUCAGUCGGUUGCACAGCAGCAAACAAAUUACCAUCAGCAACCUCUCCUUUAGAGAUAAACCAAGCAUUUUCGUGGAAGUCUUCAUACAUGUCACUCAACCCUUGUGAUUCUAAUCUGAAAAUAUUAAAAGGAAACUUCCCUCCGAACUCAAAAGGACCAUGAAUAAAUAAAGCACAAAAACCUAACUUACUCUAAAGGCCAUAAAAGUUUUUUUCAGUCCAAUUUGUUUGAAGUCAGCGUCAGCUUAAAGAUGCUUCCACUUAGUUUUGUCAUACUUUCAAAUGUUUCUCUGUGAAUUUGGACACCCAAUAAGUAGCCUUAUAACACUAAACAAUAUGAGAUAGAAGUGUAAACAUUUUACUUUAAAGAAACCAUUGUUUCCCCCUAAAAUGUCUUGAUGAGAGCAUUGAAGACCUUUAAGUGUUUUUCAUCCACAUUUUUUUUUUUUUACCAUUUCCCACACACUGUUGUUUUAAAAAGCAAACAUCUUUUUUUGUGUAAGCAUUUAGUUUGUCAACAUACUUCCUUUUGGCUCUUUAAAUUGCAGUUGUAUUUGCAGUGCUGUCAGUUUUGCUCACAGUGUUAUGUUGAGUAAUAAUUAGCAUAUAAUUGUCUACAGAAGCAAGAGAAUUUGGAAGGAACAAAAAUGUUUUCCUUAUUAACAGCAAAAACCGUGUAAAUGCAGAUGUGUGAGCCAGUUCCCUACUCAUGCCCACCCUGGGCUAAAGAAUGCCCAUAAAACAUUUCCAUUCCCUGGGGAAAAACAUUUCCUUUUCUGCAAGCAUCUUUGUAUUUAAAAUUGCCACUAAUGACCUUAACAAAUCACUUUGGCCAUUGUCUAGUGAAGAUAUGGUCCAUUUAUUUUACUUCCUGUGGUGUGGUGUGCAGAGAUUCUGUGUUUCCUUUUUGUGGAUUAUACCUGAAUUUGAGCCAUGAGACAUACCUAAUAAUUUGAUGUGAUAUAAAACAAGCAUGGAUGAUAAGUUUGUUUUUAAUUGAUGUGUUGUUAUUUUAAAAGAAGUGAUUCAAAUACCAUUCCUAAGAUGUCAUUGUGCCAAACUGUUGAAAAAUAUCAUCUCCUUUCACAAGUAAUUCUGAACUUUUGGAAUAAUAGCAGGCGAUGAUUUGAUAGAAGGCAAUGGAUUGAUAGACAGUUCAGUCAGAUUUUCUGAAGCCCAUGUUUUAAAUUAGUUUAUAGCUAGUAGAAUCCACAUACUGUAGAAGUUGGUAGAAAACUAAGGAUUGUUUUCUCUAUUCAAAAUUUGCACACUACUUUAUCACCUACCAACUUUUUACAUAGCACAAAAUUGAAAGUGCAAAUCCAUAUACUUAUAGAUAAAUGAUAUUUAGACUGGGAAAAAUAAUGGAUAUAAGUUUAAUUUUUAAAAAGUUAAAACAUUUUCGCAUGGAUGCUAUAUUUCUAUCUUUGUUUUUUAAAGAAAAUAAUCUUUCUACUAAGAAUCCAUUUGAAGACAGUUCUAGAAAUUUUGUUAUUUAUUUACAGAAAUUUGAUUAUAAGGAUGUUCCUUUUUCAAAGAAACUUUGUUCUAGAACAAAAUACUGUAUAUAAUACCUGGCCUAUAUUUAAAAAAUGAAAACAAGCAGUAUUUGAAAACUUAGUUUCUGUUGUAUUAUUUCACUACGAUAACAAAAGAAAUUUGUAACCUUCAACGCCUCAUGUUUACUUUUUCAUUUAAUAUUUUCCUUCCAUAGGAAAUCAGCUAUGCACUUACAUUCUAAAAUGGCACCUUACUUCUCAGAGACAAAUUAUCUGUUCUUUAAAAAAAGAAAAUGUAAAAAAUGUCCAAAGCUGCUUUUGGUAAUUCAAGUUAAUAUUUAUCUAUAUAUAUAAUUUUACAUUUUCUUUCAAACUAUAUAUAAUAAAUUUGUUUUAUCAUUUGUAUAAAUAUUUUAUAUUUAAUUGUGACCUUAAUUGGGAAAAUUUACUUCAUUAUAAGCCUUUGAACCAGUAUAAAUACUGCAUACCCACUAAAUUGGAAUCGACCAGUUAAGUUUAGCUAAUGUAGUUUUGGAAUAAUGAAACAUAUGACAUGUAUAUAAAUAGUCUAUAUUGGCAUUUAUCUGUGAAAAUUUAUAUAUGCAGAAAUUUCUUCCUCUUAAAAAUUUAUUUUUGCCAUUAUAAGGAAUACUGUGUUGCAGAUUGGCGGUAUAAAAAUUAUAUUAAAUCUGUA
Messenger RNA from Sciurus carolinensis (gray squirrel), 3832 nucleotides. RefSeq names its product signal transducing adaptor molecule 2 (gene Stam2). Bases 115 to 1692 code for a protein of 525 amino acids. The record is from RefSeq and is a predicted model, not a curated record. Gene Ontology annotation, biological process: signal transduction. Gene Ontology annotation, cellular component: endocytic vesicle. The transcript is spliced from 14 exons. Lineage: Eukaryota; Metazoa; Chordata; Mammalia; Rodentia; Sciuridae. Gene Ontology annotation, molecular function: ubiquitin binding; phosphatidylinositol binding.